Messenger RNA from Ictidomys tridecemlineatus (thirteen-lined ground squirrel), 7044 nucleotides. NCBI's taxonomy places the organism in Eukaryota, Metazoa, Chordata, Mammalia, Rodentia, Sciuridae. The record is from RefSeq and is a predicted model, not a curated record.
CCGUCCCGCCGGACAGCAGGACGGCGACGUGGCGGGACACCGCCCGCUGACACACUGACCCCAGAAUGCGCGCUGCAGGCGCCUACUUUCCCCGCUGGCCGCUACCCUCCUCCCGUCCGGCCCGCAGUCCACUGGGUCUCGCCUGCCCGCACUGGGGUGGGCGCUGCGCGAGCCUGGACGCACCGGUCUACGGAGCGGCGUCUCCCACCACAGCCCUGCGCCCUCGGCGCCCUCGCGUUGCCGCAGCGGUCCCCGAGGUCCCGGGUUCCAGGUGCCGGGGGCACGGCUGCACUGAGCUCCUUUGUCGUGGUGGGAGCGGGGCGCGCGAUGUGCACGCUGGCCUUUAAGUGGCAAGCGGGAAACUGCAGUCUCUGGUGUGAUCGUGACCUCGCUUGGUGUGUGCCUUGCCUAGUUUCACUUGAUACUCUUCAGGAAUAUUGUAGAAAAGAAAAGCUCACAUGUAAAUCGAUUGGAAUCACCAAAAGGAAUCUAAACAAUUAUGAGGUGGAAUACUUGUGUGACUACAAGGUAUUAAAGGAUAUGGAAUAUUAUCUUGUAAAAUGGAAAGGAUGGCCAGAUUCUACAAAUACUUGGGAACCCUUACAAAAUCUCAAGUGUCCGUUACUACUUCAACAAUUCUCUAAUGACAGGCAUAAUUAUUUAUCUCAGGUAAAGAAAGGCAAAUCAGUAAUUUCAAAAGACAAUAACAAAGCUUUGAAACCUGCUGUUGCUGAAUACAUUGUAAAGAAAGCCAAACAAAGGAUAGCUCUGCAGAGAUGGCAAGAUGAACUCAACAGAAGAAAGAAUCAUAAAGGAAUGAUAUUUGUUGAAAAUACUGUUGACUUAGAGGGUCCACCUUCAGACUUCUUCUACAUUAAUGAAUACAAACCAGCUCCUGGGAUCAGCUUAGUCAAUGAAGCUACAUUUGGUUGUUCAUGCACAGAUUGUUACUUUGAGAAAUGUUGUCCUGCUGAAGCUGGAGUUCUUUUGGCUUAUAAUAAGAACCAGCAAAUUAGAAUCCCACCUGGUACCCCCAUCUAUGAAUGCAACUCAAGGUGCCGAUGUGGACCUGAUUGUCCCAAUAGGAUUGUACAAAAAGGCACACAGUAUUCACUUUGCAUCUUUCGAACUAGCAAUGGCUGUGGCUGGGGUGUAAAAACCCUUAUGAAGAUUAAAAAAAUGAGUUUUGUCAUGGAAUAUGUUGGAGAGGUAAUCACAAGUGAAGAAGCUGAAAGACGGGGGCAGUUAUAUGACAACAAAGGAAUCACAUAUCUCUUUGAUCUGGAUUAUGAAUCUGAUGAAUUCACAGUGGAUGCAGCCCGAUAUGGAAAUGUGUCUCAUUUUGUGAAUCACAGUUGUGACCCAAAUCUUCAGGUGUUCAAUGUUUUCAUUGAUAACCUUGAUACUCGUCUUCCCCGAAUAGCAUUAUUUUCCACAAGAACCAUAAAUGCUGGAGAAGAGCUGACAUUUGAUUAUCAAAUGAAAGGUUCUGGAGAUGUAUCUUCAGAUUCUAUUGACCAUAGCCCUGCCAAAAAGAGGAUCAGAACUGUAUGCAAAUGUGGAGCUGUGACUUGCAGAGGUUACCUCAACUGAAUUUUCAGGAAACAGAGCUGAUGAUAAUUGUAGUUUUCUCCUCCCCUAAUGUUAACACUUUAAAAAUAAGUAUUUGGGACUCUUUCUUAUUAUCAGGAUUAUACUUAUGUUAAUCUACAAUUCAUGUUUCAAGACAUUUGCCAAAUAUAUUACUGUUGCUUCUGAAGAGGACACAGGGUCAUGUAACCGAAUUUAAAGUAUACAUAUUUGGUGGUUAGACAUCAAACAUGGAAGACAACUAUGGCUCAGCAUGUACAUACUUAUGAAGUCUGUGUGAACAGAGAAGUGCUCCCUUUACUGUUUGAAACGUGUUAAAAUGAUAAUGCUGAGAUGAAAAAUUCAUCUUGCCUUAUACAUUGGUUUCAAAGAAAUAGUUGAAUUUGGGCUGUAUACAAGUUCUAUUUUUGUUACUAUAUUCCUGUUUAAUACCCACUGGUCUUGUUUUUGAGACAAAUAGGUGAUACUGAAUUUUUUUACUCUAAUUUUCUACUUUUUCAUUAAAACCUUGGCAUUUUCAUGAUAUAAAAAUUAAGGUAUAAAAUUAAAUAUAAAAAAAUUUAAUUUUAAUUUUAGCUUUAUUUCAUAUUUUGAAGUGAUCUAGACCAUUAUAAAGGCUGUAUGUCUCAACCUGAAAUUCUUACAUGAUUUUAAUCCUGUAGAAUAAAAAUCUCCAAAAAGCCCUCCCUAAAGGUCCAGAAUGACUGUCUAUUAUGAUUCCUUGAAAAGGACAGGACAGGUGAACCAGCAGGCUUUUUGGAGUGCCAUGGCAGGGGAAAUGGAGCACUUUGAGCACUCCACUUAGCAUGAAACAGGAGAUCCAUGUUGAGUGUCUCUGGUCUAAACCUUGAAACAGGAGACCUGGGGAGCAGCUAUACUUAAUGAUAAUGUAAUACAUCCUAUCUUUACAUCCUCUCAAUUUUAGGCAGUUUUAACGUUUCCUUUCCAUCAGAUUCAAUUAUUUUUAUAUUUCCUGCAGGUUCUUAUUAAAAAGUAAUCUAUAUUUGAACUGAUACUUGUUUUAUAUAUGAAUUUUUUAGAUAUGAUAAAGCUAAACUUGGCCAAAGUCUAUGCCUGAAUUGAGACCUUUUAUUAGUUAAUAAUGACUGAAUGGAAAGAUUUUCCCCAUGUAUAGUAAAACCUCAAUCAGGAAAACUGUUUUCAUCUCUGAUUCUAAUCAUGGUGUACCAACAUGAAGAUGCCACAAACCUAGCUUCCAGUAUUCCUAGUUAAUCCUGCCUAAGCUCACUGCUCUAGGCUUUAAUGACCUACAGUAACCUGGGGUACAUUGAACUGAUUCAAGAAUGUAGUACUUUAAAAUAUCUUCUUGAUUCUUAACUCCUUUUUUGUACACUUUAUUAUUCACUAUAUUGCUAUCACAUGACUUUGCUCUUUCAUAAUGUAGGAAAAAUUGUUUGCAUGUUUGGAGCCUCAUAGUGUCUGCUAACCAAAAAUUACAGAAUGUGUCAAGAAAAAAUAUAUUUUUAAAUAGCAUUUCUUGUGUUUUCUUUAUAAAAAUUUAGUUACAUGAUUUCAGUGGUAAGAAAGUAUCACAAAUUUAUAGGUUGCCCCCCUGGUGGCAAAGCUUAUUUUGAAUUAUCAUUUCCAUAGGUUUAAAGGUUUAAGUUUUUAGUCAGUAUUUCACUAUCUAAUUAUUUAAUCUCAUCUACUGUCUGGGUUUUUAAAAAGAUGUAAAACUGGAGGACAAAGGGAAAAAGACUUUUCUUCUUGUUUUGUCCUUACUAAUAGAAAUUUAAUGGGCCUUUGAGAUUUUGAGUACUUGGGUUACGUCUAUGUUAAAAAGCUGAAUUUAGGUAGUAAAAUAAUAGAAACUAUUAAAACGAGGCUUUUAGAGACUUUAACUAUUUUAGUCAACAUUUAGUUUUAAAUCAACAUUUAGUUUCUUCAUUUUGAUUUCCUAAAGACAUCAGAAUUUGUUCUCAAUAUAAUGCAGGUAUUCUAGGGUAACAGAACACAUUUGAACUAUAAAUCUAUGCAAGUUGUAAGACCAUCAUUUCCAGUAUUAAUGUAGGAUUGUAAUACACAAUUGGAAAUCUUAUGAGUUUUUCUCCAAAUUUUCAAAAUUUAGACUGUACUUCUUUUAGUUCAGUUUCUCCUUAGCAAAAUAAAUUUAGUUUGGCAUUUGAUAUUCCAUUUACCAAGGCUUAACUUUAUUUGCUUUUGAAUGUUUCUAGUAGAAUGCAGAAAGAUUUUGAUAAUUAUCUGCUGAUGAGAUUAACCAAAGAUUUCUAGACAGUUCCUUUAUGGGUUCAUGCAUUUGAGUAUUAAAAGUAUAAUUGAACGUAGUUAGCACAAUAUGGAAAGAUAUUGUGUAUUUGAAAUUUUUAUGCUAUUAAUUAUUAGGUCCUUAAACUAACUAUUGUAAGUUUGCCUUGAAAUACAAAGAAAUUUUAGAAUUCAGAACUAGUAUUUAUUGAAUAAGGCUUAGGUAUAUGUAUAUACUAAUGUACUUCUCAUAAAACUAGAAGGUUGUUGCUGUCAUUCCUUUAUUAGACCUAAGAAUUAGACUGGCUAGGUAACAUUAAUGUGCUCAAGAUCAUCCAGUUACUAGGCUGAAAACUAUAUUUUAUAAGUACUCAGGGAUAGUUAAAAAAAAUCAGUUUCUAUUCUUAAAAUUUUUAGGUCUUGGGAUUCAACUUUUUUCCCACUUUAACAAUUAAUAGUUCUGGAAGUAAAAAUCAAGUAGCAACUAAAUUAGUCCUGACUGUUUUUAUACUAUAUUAUUAGUUAAUAAUGACUUGAAUAGCAUAGUGCUUAAGAGCAGACUGUAAAGUCAAAUUGCUUGUGUUUGAAUCCUGGCUUUGCCCCUUACUGGCUAUGUGAACUAACCUGUUGUGCCUUCAUCACCUAUUCCUCAAAGGAUAAUUAUGAGAAUUAAAGCAUAUGUGUGUGUAUAAAAAAACUUUUUUUUACAGAAUAAGCACUGAUAAGUAUUAUCACUCAAAACCUCUGCUUUAAAAUCUGAUGACCUCUACAAGUAUGUUGAAUUAGUCUGUAUUGCUCUUAGCCCUUGAAUUCAGCCAGCAUUUUUACCAGACAUAAAAAUGGUGUGAUUGUAAAAUGCUAGGAAUAUAUUCAGAAGAAUGUUUACUGGUAUUUUUGAAUGCCUAUCUUGAAUCAUAAGGUAUACUAUUAAAACUAAGUCUUAAGCAUUAAUGACUAUUAUACAAACAUAUAGUUAAUCUAGUAUGGUGGAUCCAGGAUUACUUUUUGGUCUUAUUAGAUGCAACAUCAAGAUACAAAUCAUUGUCCAUUUAAUCUACAAAUUGUGAGAUACCACUAAAAAGUGAUGUCUCAGCUCUGAUUAAUGUGAAAUGUCAGCAUACAGAAGUUUUUGAAUGUUUGUAAAGCUUUAUUGAUUUCUCAGAAGCACUGGUGAACUUAAAUUUAAUGACUCUGAACAUAUAGUCAUUUAAUUCAUAAGCAUUUUCUUUUACAUUCUUAUUGUUCUAGUUUUACCACUGUAUUCAGAUCAACAGUUUAAAGUGAUAGAACAUCUUUUGAGAGUAACGGUGAAUUCCCCCCCAUAAACAUCAAUUUAUAGAUUGUUAUUCUAAUUUUUUAUAAUCCAAGAUGUAUCUUUGUGAAUGUUCAUGUGCACUUGAAGGAAGUGUGUUCUGCUAUCAGGUGCAGUGUUCUGUAAAUGUAAAUUAGAUCCAGUUGACUGAUGGUGUUUAGUUCUAUAUUCUUGAUUUUCUGUAUUUAUACUAGUUCUCUUACAAAGAGAAGAAUGUUAAAAUCUAAUUGUACAUUAGUUUGCUUUUCCUUUUGUUUCAUGUAUUUUUGACUGUUAAGUGCAUGCAAAUUUAGGAUUCUUAUGUCUUUUUGGUAACUUGAACCUUUUAUUCAGAAAUUGAUAUUUGUAUAGUUAGUCCAACUUUUAGUAUUUAAAUGGUGUCUCUUUUCCAUCCUUUUAACUUACAUCAUUUGAACUGAGUUUCUUAGAGACAGCAUGUAAUUGGGGUAUGUUUCCCCAAAUGUCUUUCCAUUGACGUGUGUUUUGCUGCUGUCUUUUAGGAUAUUUGAAGAUUUUUAAGUAUUCCAUUUAUAUAUCUAAGAAUGAACAUUUUUUCUUUCAACUAUUAUAUUCUCACCUGUUGCCAGUUUCUCAUAUAAAUACUGUAAAUGCUCUCGUUUAGGUAGUUCUGCUUCUGGAGUUGAGGGAAUUUCAAAAUCAGAGGAACUCUGUGAAUCUGAAUGUGUGCUAAAAUUUAGCGACCUGUUUUUCUCAGGUAUGUGUUUCCCACAACUCAGAGUAGUUGGUUCUCCAAUGUUAGGAACUGUGGUUAUUUCUGAAUCUCUGCUUUUUAAAUCAGAGUAAGUGUCCUUUGGGCAAAGUACGUUUUGUUCCAUCUGGGAGGUAGGAAUACUCUCUUUGGUUUUUGGUCUGUAGGCACCUUUGUUCAAAGAGGUAAUAUCCCCACCAUUUUUCUCUUGGGAAGAUAACAAAACAGUAUCAGAUUGGCUAUCCCAGCCUUGACUUCCUUGUUCUGUUAUGUGUGUUGACUGAGAAGAAUUCUGGGAGGAGAUGUGUGUUGAUUCUCCAUCAGAGUCACUGAAAAGCUUCGGUGACUGAGAUCCUCCCGUCUCUGUGGAGGAAGGGAAGUUUUCCAAACCCUCAUCUGUGGUGUCAUCUUUUCUUUUAAAGAAUACUUCCCACUGUGGUACAUCCACAUCAACCUUUUGCUGGGGAAGCGUUACAGGGCCCAGAUCUUCUUGCACUGAAGAUGGGAUUUCUAAUUCUUCCUCACUUUCACUAUUGGAUUCUUCACAAUCUAUAAAAUUGGUCAAAAGAGAGUUUUGUGUACUCUCUGUUUUGAAACAUCCUGUGCUUUGUCUCAGUUUUUCAGGCUGGUUUUGUGAUAUUGUAGUCAUCGAAAAUACCUCAGGGUGAAGAAUUAGCUGGUAUGGAACCUUGUGCCUUAAUGGUACUGGCAGAGGGUCAUCGAAGAGUUCAUCCUCCUCCUCUAUAGAACAACAAUUAAAAAAAAAAAAGGUUUAUAAGAAACAAGGUAAAUGGAGUCAAUUUCUAUUUUCAAUAAAGAUUUAAUUUGUAGCAUUUACCCAGGGUUUAAAUUCUUGAAACAGCAAAAAAUGGAGAGGCUCCUUUUUUUUCCAAAGAUAAAAUCAAAAGGCCUCUUAUUGGGAUAUGCUGAAUAAUCUAUCAUCCUUCUUGGAUUUUUGUAAUGCCACACCAUUAGUAGAGAAUAUAAGUCAAGUGGUUCUUAAAUCUGAUAAUUAGGAUGAUAGGGAGAACUGUUAAAAAAAAUGUUUCUAGAUCUCAUUCCAGAGAUUGUCUGGUGAAGGUUGGGCCAAAUAAAAUAUUGCAGCUGGUUCUGCUCAUCAACCAAGUUUAUAAACCCUGUCUGCUCUGCAAACAAUAGGUGCCUAGUGGAUUGGCUGCUUUAAUAAAGAGUUGAUCCCUCCCCUCCA